Pseudonaja textilis is the source of this 407-nucleotide messenger RNA. The record is from RefSeq and is a predicted model, not a curated record. NCBI's taxonomy places the organism in Eukaryota, Metazoa, Chordata, Lepidosauria, Squamata, Elapidae.
AGUCCGUGGAGAUGUGGAUGUCACCACAAACCCACUGAUCGGGGCACACGGAUACUGCAUGCAGGAACUGGUCAACUUGCUACUGACCGGCAGGGCCGUAUCCAAUGUCUUCAACGAUGUGAUGGAGCUGGACUCAGGAAAUGGCGACGUCACCCUCCUGAAAGGCAUCAGUGGGCGUAGCGAUGUGGUCUUGCUGUCCCUCUUUGAGCAUUAUGGCGUCUGCCAGGUGGGCUGUUAUCUCAAGACCCCCAGGUUUCCAAUUUGGGUGGUGUGCAGCGAGAGUCACUUCAGCGUCCUCUUCUGCUUGCAAAAGGAUUUGCUGGCAGAUUGGAGGACGGAACGGCGCUUUGACCUGUAUUAUUAUGACGGUUUAGCCAAUCAGCAAGAGGAGAUCCAUCUAACCAUCG